Esox lucius (northern pike) is the source of this 2266-nucleotide messenger RNA. RefSeq names its product transmembrane protein 106B. Bases 209 to 928 code for a protein of 239 amino acids. Lineage: Eukaryota; Metazoa; Chordata; Actinopteri; Esociformes; Esocidae. The transcript is spliced from 7 exons. The record is from RefSeq and is a predicted model, not a curated record.
UUGCCCCGUCAUAGGAAAUUGUCUGCUCCGCAUUUUAGGUUUGUACGACAUUUGACGGGUGAAUUUGACAUACGGAACAACAUUAGACCACUAUUCACGCCUGCUGAUAUGCUAUUAGAAGCAAUUGGUCCGGAGGGAGAUUGCUGAUAAUCUUAACAAUGACGACGUCGGCUUUAUAAAGCAUAGCUCACUAUUUUGCAAAGCAGACAUGGGAGCUGGUUCCUCUCAAGUCAGAGAGGAUGAUAGGCAGGCCAUCAUACCUCAGGGGGACAGGAGAAAGACGUCUACCAGGAGACACUCAGAGGAAACACUGGACUGCCCUACCUGCCAGGGAACUGGCCGAAUCCCCCGAGGUCAGGAAAACCAACUGGUGGCUGUGAUCCCCUGCACAGAUCAGAGGCUGAAACCACGGCGCACGAAGUUGUACGUCACCCUGUCGGUAACAGUUUGCCUGCUGGUCAGCUCGUUGGUCCUCUUCUUCCUGUUUCCCCGCAGUGUCAUCCUCUCGCCUGUGGCUGUCAGUUCUGUCUAUGUAUACUUCACCCCGAACACUGUCCAAAUGAACGUCACGAACGUCCUGAAUAUGAUCAACGACAACUUUUUUACGGUUCAGGCCUACAACUUGACAGUGCAGGCUCUUUUCUACAAAACAGUUGUGGGCACGGUGAACAUAAGUAUUGUCACCACUGUCAAACCACGCACUAACGGAAUGUUUGCUUUUGAGAUUCCUGUCAAGCUAGAUGAUACAGGACUAAUCAAGUACUGCAAGGAUUCAAGCAUCAAGAUCCACAUGUUAUUUGUACAUCUUCAGAUGUCCAUGACUGUCUACUACAUGGCCCACUUUGAGCAGCUUUCCUUGGACACAUUUGAAUACAUAGACUGCGGGGCCAACACCACUACACCUCACCUCAUCAACCAUCCACCCUGAGAGGACAGGCUCCACAAGGGGCGGGACAACAGGGGUGAGGGACCGGCUGAGGAGUAAGCCACAUGUCUCCAGUUAUGUGGAAGAAAGUACAACCAAUGAAGAUGUGGAGCUUAGAAUUACAAUGCCAAUUCCUAAAUGUUCUGUUUUUCUCUAGAUGCUCUGUAGCACUUUUUUUGAUUUGUAAUGUCAUCAUGGCUGUGGAAAUUUCUUGAGUUUGGACAUAAAUGUAAUCAAUAUAUCAUGUCCACCUGCUCUGUUUGCUAAAACAUUAUGCAUUGCUUCAUCCAGUAUUGACAACCAGUCCACAUGGCAGGGGGGGGGUCAGACCUCGGUGUGUUGUCAAUGGAAACGUAGAUUUUGGCAAAGGGAAAAUAAAGAGUUCACAUAAUUGUAAUCAAAACCACAACUUUAUUUACAUUGAGACCCACACUGGUCUCAGACUCAGUUUUUAGCGACAACUGGGUUCAAAUUAUCCUCUUCAUACUAUAUAGUCAAAUUUGACCACCAACAGAAUGCAUGUGUUUGACUCAUUGAUGCCACAUAUGCAGUUUUGAAGCAGCGAAGUUGGGUUUGUGGUUCAGUUUCACUUAAAUAUGAAACCUGAUGAAUCAUGUCAGUUGACCUUGGUAAGGCCGAAAUGCUACAGAUUUUCCUACUUCAGAUAAUUUGAAAUACUCCAACAAGACCCUUAAAUGGAUCCCAUUUGGUGAAAAAUCUGCAUUCAUUACCACUAUAUCUAUGGAAAGCAGCUGGAAUAUCCAAACUGUUUAGUUUCCAGAGAAACCGAAAAAUCUUGAGUAGAUUUAAAAUCUGUAAAAGCAUAUUUUCACACAAUACAAAUUGUCUGUGCACCUUUACAAACAAGUACAAAAAUCUGUGUUUUAUUUUUCUUGCACAUUGAGUAAAUGUAUUUAAUCUAUUCUGAAUGUCUUCUCAACAAAAUUAUUUCCAUAAAAUAGUUUUUUAAAGUUGCACGUUGGGCACGCAUUUAUGUAACAGUGAUUACACAUCAGAAAAUUGUCCUGUGUAUCUUAAUUGGUAAAACAUGAUUUACCAAUACCGCAACUCUUGGGAUGUGGUUUUGAUUGCCAUGGGGGCCAUACGGUUGGAGUAUGAAAAUGUUUGCACUCACCACUGUAAGUUGCCUUGAAUAAGAGUGUCUGCUAAAUGACUAGAAUGUAAAAAACAAAGUCAUGAUUGUGUGUUGAUUGCAUAACUGUGCGGCUAUUUAGAACUUUUUUAUGUAAAGAUGUCACAUGGUAUUUUUUGUGUUCCUACUGACUUUGGAUGGUGCAUUUGAUGUUUGAGUUUGAAUUUGAGUUAAGUUUUCUACUCUAA